AACAAUUUGGGUCUAUAUUCAUCAUAGGAUCUGCUCUCUAGACUUAAUCCUGCUUAUCCUUCCGCGAAUCAACAGCUGUUCGGCUUGGAAAGUGAAAACCGACUCGACCCAGUUCAGCAGCUUCUUGUACACGCAUGGCAGAGAGCAUCUUCCCUGAUUAAUCUUCCCUGCCCGGGUGGUGAUGCAAGAGAGAGCCGUCUUUCACCUUUCAUCCUCCUGAUCGACACGUGUUGUGUCCAUGGAUACCAGCACCCUCAGCCAACAGGUAGAGAGCAUCGAGCGAAACAUCAAAUUCUUGCAAAAGGAGCAUCAGGUCCUAUUGACUGGCCUGCGACUGGAGAUCCGUCAUCUGAAGAAGAGAUGUAACGAUCUGAGUUGUGAACUGAGCAAAAGUUCUCCUGCGAGAAACAGAGACGACAUAGCAGCUGAGGAGGAAUUACUGCAGGCUCGGUUAUUACAGACAGAGCAUCAUCUCACCGAACAGGUGUGCUAUCAAGGGGAGCUAAAAGCCAAGCUCCGGCACAAGGGGGAGCAAGCGAGUGCUCUGCAGGUGCGACUGCGCGAUGAGGAGCGGCGCUUUUUAGAGGAGCUAAAAAGACGCAGCCAUAAGAUCACGGCACUUAGCCGUGAUCUCCGGAAGCAGACCGACAUCGCUGCCCAGCUCACGUUCCAACUCCACUCAGCACGUUUCAGCCUCUAUCAUCAAGCAGAGGAAGAAGGUGAGGAAGAGGAAGGUGAAAGAGACGGGAAGGGUCCGGGCUGUUUGUCAAGUUCUCCGCAGGUCUCAACAGCCAGAGCAGAAGCCAGACAUCGUAACCACUGUUCAGCAAGAUUGAGAAGGUCAGAGCGAGUUAGGGAAUGUGUGCCACAGGAGCGGGUACUGAGGCCAGAGAAGCCCCGCCCAAUGCCUGACCCUGCCCUAUUCCUGUAUCCCUUCCCACAGAGGCUCCUCCCACCACACAUAUCACUGGGAGGGCACUGUAGGGAAGGCGAUUCACAAAGGCGGAUGGGUAGACUACGGACCCGAGCAGUGAGAGAGGAUACCGGACCAGAGACUACAGAUUUAUAGUGCAACAGUGAGAUAAAGCCUGAUCAGUUACACUUUAGUUCAGUUGCAUAGUCUUCUACUGGUUUAACCAACUGAUAAAGCUCAUAUGGAACAACCUAGCAAAUUAUUUCUUACCGCACCUUUUCUUACACAUUUGAGCAGUGGCGGUUCUCGCACAGGGGCAGGUAUGGCUGGGCUCUAACAUUUAUAUCGCCAAAUCUUAAUCUACACAGUCAUCAAUCACAGCUCCAUGCAUUUUGAAAUACAAAUCACCUCUUUUGAGUGUCUAAUGAUUUUCUCCAUUCAGCUCUACAGAGUAUUUAUUGCACCUACCGGUCAAAAUGGGAACUGCACCAAACAUUAAAAGAAGCCUGGUGGGGCUGGAAUCACGCUGCCCCAUGAUUAACAUAUCAGCAAGUGAAGGAGGAGCAGCGGGCAGGACAGUUAAUGACAGGGUUGCCAGGGUUAUAGUUUUUAAAUCAAAUUUGAGCAGUCUUGUUUCAUACUUAUAAUCAGAGUCUAAUAAACUUCGGUUCGGGAAGUUUAUUAGACUCUGAUUAUAAGUAUGAAACAAUACUACUCAAAUCACGAAUGUAUGAGCAGAAUGAUGACCUUGUUCACCACAGAAAAAAAAAGUAAAACAAAAUUCUUGUCCCUCUAUUAUGGAAUAGUUUGUUUGGUUUUGUUGGUGUCUCUGGGAUGGAUUAUUCUUU
Molecule: messenger RNA, 1761 nt
Organism: Tachysurus vachellii
Lineage: Eukaryota; Metazoa; Chordata; Actinopteri; Siluriformes; Bagridae
Gene: ccdc92bb
Product: coiled-coil domain containing 92Bb
Exons: 6
Coding region: 239-1069 (276 amino acids)
Source: RefSeq, a predicted model, not a curated record